AUGCCCAAGCGCUGGAACAUGGAGGCCCCGGAGCUGCUCCUGGUCUGGGUGCUGGCAGGCAGGGAGGAGCCACGGUGCUCAGCCCUGGCUCUAGCCCUGUCCCUGGCCACAGCCGUGGUCCCAGGGGAGUCGCAGGGCACCCUCCCUGACCACCACGUCCUCUCUGACCACCGCCUCUCCGCCGAGACCGGAGCUGUCUUUGUCCAUGAUCUGAAGCGGGAGCUGUUCCUGGAUGCCUUCCUCACCAGGAGCGAGGAUGAUGGUGCCACCCCCAUCACCUUCCAUGCUCACCUCCGGGACCACCCGGACCUUCCGCGGUGGCUGCGGUACAUCCAGCGCAACCCCCGCCAGCCAGGAUACCUCUAUGGUUGCCCCACGGCCACCGAGGUCGGCACCCACACCAUUGAGGUCCUGGCGUACAACCGGCUCACCUACGAGACGGUGGCUCAGCGCCUCCUCAUCACCGUCAUCCGCGCUUCACGUGGGGAGCUGCCGUUCCAAGGUGAGUUCCUGGUGGGUAACAGGAACGUGGAGGAGCUGCUGCCCAAGGCCGCGCGGGACAUCUUCCUGCAGGCCACGGCAGGCGUCUGGGAGCAGGAUGAUCUCCAAAUCAUCAACAUCACCUCGGCCCUGGACCGCGGCAGCCGCGUCCCGCUGCCCAUCGAGGGGCGCAAGGAGGGGGUCUAUGUGUCAGUGGGGUCCCACGGACCCUUCUCAGGGUGCCUGACAUCGGCUGCCUCGGCACAGAGCCACUUCCUCUGCAGCCUGGGCCAGCAGCCCCUCGCCUCCUGCUACGACACCUUCGCCCCCCACUUCUCCAUCUGCUGGUGCAACCUCACCCUGCUGCAGGUCUGGCCCAGCCCCACAGAGCCAGUGCCCAUGUGGGGUUCCGGGGUGCUGGAGGAGGGUGGGGAUUUCCAGCCCCCCACCGAGGUGCCCCCCCAGGACCUGCUGCCCGGGUUCCUGGUGACGCUGCUGGUGCCACUGGCAGUAGCUGCGCUGCUCUGCCUGCUCCUGGGACACCUCAUGUGCUGCCGCAGGGAGGGAGUGCAAAAACGGGAUUUGGAGACAUCUGAUGUCCAGCUGUUCCACCACGCCACGAUCCACGGUGACACGCAGGAGCUGAGGCACAUGGCCGGCAGCAGGGACGUCCCACGGCCCCUUUCCACCCUUCCCAUGUUCAAUGUCCGCACGGGACAGCGCAUCAACCCCCUGCCUAGAGGUGCGGAUGGAGCCCGUGUCCCGCUCCUCCCGCAGUGAUGCUGGGGUGAGGAGACACAACCUCAGGGACAGGGAUGGAUGAAGGGGUGUCAGGGUACUUUUGUGGGGACCUCGCAGUUGUCAUCUCCCUGGGGGUGUCCCCGCUGUGGGGUGGGUUUCAGCUGAUAAAGUGGCCAUUGAGAGAUGC
Pezoporus flaviventris is the source of this 1408-nucleotide messenger RNA. RefSeq names its product sarcoglycan alpha (gene SGCA). Gene Ontology annotation, molecular function: calcium ion binding. The transcript has 9 exons. The record is from RefSeq and is a predicted model, not a curated record. Gene Ontology annotation, cellular component: sarcoglycan complex; membrane. NCBI's taxonomy places the organism in Eukaryota, Metazoa, Chordata, Aves, Psittaciformes, Psittacidae. Bases 1 to 1260 code for a protein of 419 amino acids.